Sardina pilchardus (European sardine) is the source of this 3657-nucleotide messenger RNA. RefSeq names its product toll-like receptor 1. Gene Ontology annotation, cellular component: plasma membrane. Gene Ontology annotation, biological process: inflammatory response; immune response; toll-like receptor signaling pathway. Gene Ontology annotation, molecular function: protein binding; transmembrane signaling receptor activity. Lineage: Eukaryota; Metazoa; Chordata; Actinopteri; Clupeiformes; Clupeidae. The coding region runs from base 23 to 2542 and encodes 839 amino acids. The transcript has 2 exons. The record is from RefSeq and is a predicted model, not a curated record.
GUCACCCGACAGUGUGUUGAGGAUGGAUGUUACCCUCUCGUCUUCUCUGCUGUUGUCCUUCCUGCUUAUUGCAUCUGUAUGGCUGAAGGACGCAGCAGGCACAUGCAUCAUUCCUGGUAAAGAUCGAAUAGAUCUCUCCGACCAAAAUCUCACCAGCAUGCCUUCAAACCUGCCAAGAAACACCCAAUAUCUGGAUCUCUCCUUCAACACCAUCUCCACACUGACGUCAACAGACCUGGUCAGCUUGUCAGCCUUAUGCAUCUUUAAAAUGGCCAACUGUGGCCUGAUCUCUAUCUCGCCGGCAGCAUUCCAAAGAAACCCUCACCUGCAGGAACUGGAUCUCUCCUUUAACAGGCUCUCCGCAAUUCCGGAAAUACAAGGACUGCCCAAACUCAGAAUUUUAGACCUUUCUGAAAACCUCUAUGAAUCUUUCACCUUGGGCCAGUCCUUUCAAAAUCUUCAGAGUCUCUCUUCCCUUUCUCUGGGAGGCACAAAAGUGUCACAUAUGGACAAGUUCGACUUGACACCUCUCUCACGUUCUCCACUGCGGGAGCUAGCUCUUCAAGCUGGGGAUGACCUCACACAUUUCAACACAGACUUCCUGGGCUAUCUUUUAGGGCUAAAAUCAUUAGCACUUCAGAUCAAUUUCUGCAAAACACCAAAGCUAUUUAAAAAGGUUCUCUUAGACCUGCAGAUGUCUAGUGUGGAUACACUAAUAAUUGAGAAAUUUCUCCCUGAGUUCUGCGAUGUCUCAGCUAAUCUCACAGAUGAUCUCAGAAGCAUGGGAAAGCUCCGUCACCUUAUCCUGAAGGACACCUGGAUAACCAGCUCACUAGCCUCACAGAUUUUAGUCCACGUCAUCCAGUCUCCUCUGCAGACUUUCUCGGUUCUGAAUUGUUCAUAUGAUCAAGACUCAGAGGGCCUGGAAGUCCUCUCAGUCCCAGACCUCAGUAAAAUUGGCAAUCUGCGCGCUGUGACUUUAAACACUCUUCACUACUAUCACUACAGUCGACUGCACGCAUCUGUGAAUCUAUCACUACUUCAGGGUGUAGUGAAAGCAGAAUUCUCGGGAAUGGGACUGAGUGCACCAGGUAAUAUUUUGCAUGAAGUCAUAGGUGAUUUAUCAACCUUACAGACUCUAGAUGUCUCAAAUAACAAUUUAGCCUGCAAUAAUUUCUUUGUAAAAUUAAGCAAAUUCAGGGUUCUCUCAUGUUUGAAAGAGCUUAUUAUUAGAAAUAACAAGUUGCGGAGCCUUAACACAAUAGUUUGGUACAUGAAUCUCGCUCUCACACAUCUAGAAACUUUGGAUCUGAGUUUCAACCCCAUCAUGCUGCCUGCCCAUAAAAAGGUGAUUUGGCCCUCACACCUGAAAAACCUCUCACUGAGUGGGAUCCUCCUUGGGGAUCACCUGUUCGAUCAUCUCUCUCCACACUUUGUCAGCAUCAAUCUGACCCACACGGACGUCACAAGUGUGAACACAGAUGCUCUCCAGUCCAUGAAGGACCUCAAGCAGCUCCUCCUGGGUUCCAAUGCCAUUCGAGAACUUCCCCCUGACCUCCUGUUACCGGCUCUAGAGGAGCUGCAUGUGGACCUCAACAGUAUCAGCACGUUUAAGCCGGAGACUUUCAGAGGACUGCCAAAGCUGAAGAAACUUAACGGUGGAAACAAUCCAUUUGUUUGUGACUGUGACCUCUACUGGUUUGUGCAUGACUUUAAUAAAACGUUGCUGGUAGACUGGCCAGCGGCGUACAGCUGCUACUCCCCCACACACCUAAGCGGAAUACUGCUCAAGGAUUUCCAUCCCAGUCAGGUGGCUUGUGACCCACUGAUCAUGUUUACCAUUUGUUUUACCGUAGUCUUGUUUGCGCUGACUUCCUGUGGAAUUGUGUUUCAUGUCAUGGAUGGAGCAUGGUAUGUAAAGAUGCUAUGGAUCUGGCUAAGAGUUAAACGGAGGAGUCGAAAUAAAGACAGGCGGUUGAUGAGUUCCACUUUCAAUUAUCACGCCUUCAUAUCCUACAGUGUAAAAGAUGCUCAGUGGGUUCAGUCCGAAUUGGCGCCCCACUUGGAGACCUCUAAUUUCCAGCUGUGCCUCCAUGAGCGAGACUUCGUCCCGGGCGAAUGGGUCAUCGACAACAUCAUCAACUGUGUGGAGAGCAGCUACAAGACUGUGUUUGUGCUCUCACAGAGCUUUGUCCAGAGUGAAUGGUGCAACUACGAGCUCUUCUUUGCACAGCACCGGGCCAUCGACGUUCAACGGGACUCCCUGGUGUUGAUUCUGCUGGAGCCCAUCCCGCCAGACUCUCUUUCCAGAAAGUUCCUGCGCUUGAGAUCCUUGCUCAGGCAACAGACUUACUUGUCUUGGCCCCGAGAGGAGCCGAAACGGCAGCUGUUCUGGGCCAGUUUGACAGCCAUGUUAAGGACUGGAGAUAACAGUGUGGUUGCUGGCAAAAGUGCAGUUUUGCAGCAAGUGGCAGGAGACAUAGCAGAUCUGUGCCAUAAUGAAGCGGACUAUACAGAACAUGAUCCGUUAUUGGAAGACUAAAAUGUUAUAUACAUAAAUGCAUGAAAGUGUAUGAUUGUUUGUGCCUUAAUUGCUAAUAUGCAUAUAAUGUUUCGAAAUCCAGACUUUAAGGGGAAUUCCGGUGAUUUUUCUCAUAGAUCUCUAGUUCUCAAGGUCACCGAUUACCACAAAAAUUAAGCAAUAGGUUUUUCCCAGCUUUACAGUAGUUGCUGCAGCUACAGCGGUACACUCUGGGGGCAUGUUCAUGAGAACCCGUUUUCACGUCGUCAGAGUGUAGUGCUGCUCUAUCUGCCUGGAAAUCGCCAGAAUUCCCCUUUAAGACAAAACUGUUCUCAGAUGCUUUCUGCUUACUAAUCAGAUGCAUUUCCUGUUAAUAAGAUGCACUCUGUAUUUUAAUGCCUUUUAAUUAUUUAUGUAUUUUAGUUAUUCCAUUUUUAUGUCAUUUACUUUUUAAGCUGUUUUUAAACAUGCAAUUUUAGCAUUUUAUUUACUAUUAUUCUUUGCCUUUUGUUUAUGCAAAGCACAUUGAAUUACCCCUGUGUAUGUAUGAAAAAAUCCAAAUCCAACUCGGUAUAUCUGGUUGCAAUAUGGCCUCCAAAUAUGGCUAUGUACUGUGUAAUAUUUAUGUAAUCUUAUGAGACUUGUCGAUAUUGUGAUACCUUAGUGUAAAAACGAUAAAUAUUUAUCUUUUUAAAGUACAAUAUCCCUUUAUACUUGACAUACAUUGUGUGUGUGUGUGUGUGUGUGUGUGUGCCUGUGUCUGUGUGUCAGACGUGUUACAUCCACAUGUGUUUGUUCCUCCACGCGUCCACCUUGAGUUAGACAUAUUGAUUACACGUCGUGAUUUGGAAACAACUCAUGUCACACCCCACGUUAUGCACGCAUCUGUCACUACCAUUACGAUUCACAUCCUUAAGUAUGCACAUGGGUCUCUUAAAUCUCCCUUUAGAUAAUGGGAUGCAAUCAAUAGUCACUCUCACCUGCACAUGGAACAAAGGACUCCCUUCUGUUUGUGAGAUUGAGGUACGUUGAGGGAUAAAACCCUUACAUCCCGGGGGUUUGUUCACCUGCUUUUUAGGCUCACUGCAAUCACAGCACAGAUUCCACAAGAGGUUUGUGUUCCAUGACAAAGCGGC